This is a messenger RNA of Aspergillus chevalieri, 3075 nucleotides long. RefSeq names its product DDT domain protein. The transcript has 7 exons. Bases 1 to 3075 code for a protein of 1024 amino acids. The record is from RefSeq and is a predicted model, not a curated record. Lineage: Eukaryota; Fungi; Ascomycota; Eurotiomycetes; Eurotiales; Aspergillaceae.
AUGGUGCUCUUCAAGCGAAAACCCGUCCAAUACCUCCCGCGGCCGGUCAUUGAGGAUGACAGCUCCGAAGUCUGGGUAAUUCCAGAAACCAACGAGGUCUUUACCGACUACGAACCGUAUCUCCAGCGCAUGGACUUUUACAAACAACGCCGGUUUAUUUGUGAGAUUACAGGUCAUUCGGGGUUGACAUUCUUUGAAGCGCUCAGAAGUGAAAUGGAUGAGUCGCGCGAGGUCAAUAGUGCUUUCCCGGAAGCGCUGAAGGAACCGAUUUUACGCCGGAUACAGUUUUCGACGGUGUCUAGGGUGGAUAAUCUGGUGGACGAGAUAUAUGAGGAAUUCAAACAGGACUUUUAUCCCGGUGAACCCGUCUUAAUCCUGCUUACGGACAACACACGACUCCACGGCAUUAUCAGAGACAAGGCCAACUUUGCGGAACAGCUGAACCCUGAUGGAACCGUGAAAACUCCCGCCUAUGCCCGGUAUCUGGUCAAGGUUUCCGACAGCGCCAAUGAAGAGGCUCUGCUGGACCAAGAGCACAUUACUCGUGAUCGGAAGACGUUUACCAAGCAGAUGCUACGCGCUUUUAUCAAGAACAACGUCACGAGGGAGUCUUGGAGCGGCGCCCCCUGGUUGGUCAAACAAUCCAUUGCGGACGACUACAGAAUCCCAACGGAGGUGCCGAAGCAUCUGCAAUAUGGCGCAAAGGUCGCCGAAAAGAAGGCCAUGAAAAAAGCAGACCAAGACGGAUUCUUCGGCUUCUUUGCUUCGCAGCAAUUACCGGAACUGAAACCCGCAGUCAAAGGACCAAAGGCCAAACCCUCCCCACAGGAGCUGGCUCGAUCGCGGGAGGCGCAAUUUCUCGAGUAUCAACGCUCGUUGAACGGAAACCCGACCUUUGUCGUCAAUAACAAUGGUAGCAAUGGUGUUACCUCUAUUGUCGACACACCUGUUGUUAACACCAACGCUCCAACCACACCUACUCCCGCGGCUUCCACGCCCACUCGGCCUCCAAAGUCCCAAGAGUCCGACAAAAAAGCUCAAAGUGCCGCACCUGUUGUUGUCAAGAAUGAAACCCCUAAGCAACCUUCUCCGCCGCCGAUCAAGUAUCCAAUUGAAGAUCUGGACAUUGCGCCUGCCCGCGAAAACCAGAAACAGCGUCCGGCCCUCAGUUUUCUGGCCGCUAACGAGAGCGAUGAUGCAGAUGACGAAGACAUCUUGCAUGAUGGUAUCCGGUCAGAUUCAGUGGGCUUGUUACUAGAGACGUGGAAUACUCUCAACGUGUAUUGCGAAGUGUUUCAGUUGGACUCGUUCACAUUUGAUGAUUUCCUCCAGGCCAUGCGAUUUUCAUCAGACGAUGUUGACUGCCAGCUUUUCGUGGAGAUGCAUUGCGCUGUCCUCAAGAAAUUGGUCAAUUCCGAGAAGGAUCAGAACGGCGCAGUCCAGAUCUCCCUCCCGGAUCUGCCUGUCGAGGAGUCCGAGGAAUCUGACGAGGAGGAAAAUGAAGAGGAAGAGAGUCCUGAGCCGGAACCGGUCGUGACACGCAUGACUACACGAAGCAGCUUGGCCAAGGCGGAGGCGGAUAAUCUGAAGUCGCAAGCAGACGAUAGUCGUUCCAGCUCAGAGGAAGCCCAGAUCCACCGUGCGGCCGACAUGUUGAAAGAAUACGGUUGGAUUGAUCGCCUGCGCAAGCGGGAUUUCCGUAACGGUGGAUGGGAAAUGGUGAUGAUUGGUCUUCUGCACCAGUUGUCAUCCCGUCCUCGGGUCGAAAAAGUUUGCAACGAUAUCCUCAAGCACCUGGCCCCGCUUGAUGCAGAGCCAACACAGGAAACUGCGCAACGCCAAUAUGCAACCCUUGAUAUCAAUCUUCGCGUGCAGGCUCUUGAGAUCAUCUGCAUGCUCAGUCUGGAGACCAAAGCUAUUCGGAACUAUCUCGAGGAGUGUAGUAAUCAAAUGACAGAGUUUCGUAAGGAGAAAAUUGAAUAUCAACGGGCCCGGAAAGCUGCACUGGAAGAGCUCCGUCGGUUGCAUCAGGAGCGAAAGACUCUCCAACCAGAACCUGAGAAAUCACCGUCGCCUGUGCCGGAAUUGGAAGAAGGCCAAGAAGACUCGAAAAUGACUGGCGUUGAUGGGGACUCAGAGGCCAUGGAUACUGAUGAUGAAGAUGGCAAGAAAGGACCAUCUCUUCGGGGAGGCACCGACAGAGCUAAUGAACGAAAACGCAAGCAGGAUGAGGAGCGCGAGAGGAAGGAACAGUUGGCCAAACAGCCUAAGGGAUCCAAGCAAUACCAAAAGGUGCUCAAGAAGAUCGACGAGCAAAAGGCCACCAUAGAAAAGCUUGAAAAGAAGAUUGAAGUGGUCGACAAUGACCUGAGAGAAGCUGACUGCCCACGCACCCGAUGCCUCGGAAAGGAUCGCUUCUGUAACAGGUAUUGGUGGUUUGAACGAAACGCGAUGCCUUAUGGCGGCAUGCCCGACAGUUCUACGGCCGAAGCUCAAUACGCCAAUGGUCGUCUCUGGGUCCAGGGCCCUGACGAGAUGGAGCGGGUUGGGUUUAUCGACGUGCCCGAGGAUAUCAGGAAGCAGUACCAGAAAGAGUUUCAAAUGACGCCCGCCGAGCGCAAGAAGGCUGAGGAAGGAGAAACCAGCGUCUCGAGUGCCUGCGAAUGGGGUUACUACGAUGACCCGGAAGCGGUUGACAAACUCAUCGACUGGCUGGACUCGCGUGGUAAUCGGGAGCUGAAGCUCCGGAAGGAGCUCGUUUCACAACGUGAUAUCAUCGCCAAGUACAUGCAGCACCGCCACGAGUAUCUGGGGCAAACUGCUGAACGUGCUGAAUCGGAGGAUACGGCCAUCAAACGGGUAUCGACGCGGAAAAAGACGUACGUUGGUGACCGUAAGCACCGCUGCUUAACCUGGCAGAACACGACUGCUCUGUCGGAAAAUGGACAUCUUCAUGCCGAUGUUCCUCGGCCGACCAAGCGAGCCAAGCGAGCUACGGACGACCCCAAAGAGCUCAAGGCGACCAAUCGACAGGGCAAACCUCUGACGCGACAAGGCACACGGUACAACUUUUGA